CGAGAGAGCCCCCGACAUUUCCCCCCCAAAGCCUCAAACUCAAAGCGCAGUACGACGAGCGUUGCAGCUCAGCCCUCAUGUUGGACCAGUAGGAAGUGAGCAGCAGCAUCAGCAUCUCCUCCAGACAUACAUGGGAUGACAUAACCGCAGGAGCAGCUAACGCUAUUCCGAACGCGUGGCUCGUACGCUCGCCUCCCUGCUGCGGUCGCCUGUCGCAUCUCGAUAAGAUCGUGCGUCUAAGUGGUCCGGCUCGUGUGGAGAUUUCGAGGCAAGUCGCUGCCAGCUAGCGCGAGCCUGCUGCUGCUGCCGCUGCUGCUCCCCUUCACUGAUCCAAGUGGCCACAUAAACAUGCGGAUCAUCGAGGCGGAGACCCCCGGGAUAUCUGCUGCCUGCAGGACACGAGUUUCCACCGACCGCUGACCGGACCACCACUGGGCCUGUGUGGAGGAGACAGAGCAACACACCCCAAGGACCAGAUCAACUGCUGAACUUUUUACCUCUUCACUAACCAAAAGGGACCAUGCUGACUAUCCUAGCUGCUGGGUCUGUGUUCUUUCCAGGACUCUUCCUCCUAUCCAAACAAUGCCUCAAGUCCAUCCCUUCACUGAGGUGGAGCGAAGGAGAUGCUGUUAUCGUGUCCGCCAGGUUGGUGUCUUCACUUCAGGCCGUCAUGGCUUCUUCAGCUGGCUACAUUAUUGCUUCUUCCUGCAACGACAUCAUCGAGGACCAGCACUGGCUGACGAGCACGUACAUUAUGUUUGCUGUCCCAUACUUCGUCUAUGACAUCUACGCAAUGUUCAUGUGCUAUUGGUACAAGCUGAGGGUCAAAGGGCACGAGGAGGCCUCUGCAGCGCCGCAACACAUGGGCUCGGCACUGAGGAGCUAUUUGCGUCGCGAGUUCCUCAUGGUUCUGCACCAUGUUGUCAUGGUCACUGUCUGCUUCCCUGUUUCUGUGUUUGUGCGACAAGGAAAAGGCGACUACUUCCAAGGUAUAAUGUUCAUGGCUGAGCUCAGCACGCCAUCUGUCUGCUUAGGAAAGAUUCUCAUCCAGUACAAACAGCAGCACACUCUCCUGCACAAAGUGAAUGGGGCUCUUAUGCUGAUCACUUUUUUCAUCUGUCGAGUCCUACUCUUCCCUUACCUCUACUACGUCUAUGGAAGGUAUGCUUCCAUUCCAUUCUACUUGGUCCCUCUGUCUGUGCCCUGGCACUGUAACCUGGGAGCUGCUCUGCUCAUGGCCCCCCAGCUCUACUGGUUCUCGCUCAUUUGCAGGGGAGCCCUGCGGCUCUUCCGAGGCUCCUCGCGCUCUCAGCAUGCCAGCACAUCCUCCGCCGCCAAAGAGUGCCAGAUUGAUGGCAACUCGUUGCCCCAACCUGCCAAUGGCUACAGCACACGCUCCCCAGAGACCGAGUUGGCCACUCACUGAGCUGGGUGGUG
This is a messenger RNA of Synchiropus splendidus (mandarinfish), 1437 nucleotides long. It is a transcript of the gene tlcd3bb, whose product is annotated as TLC domain containing 3Bb. Gene Ontology annotation, cellular component: endoplasmic reticulum; membrane. Gene Ontology annotation, molecular function: sphingosine N-acyltransferase activity. The coding region runs from base 521 to 1426 and encodes 301 amino acids. Gene Ontology annotation, biological process: lipid homeostasis; ceramide biosynthetic process. The transcript is spliced from 7 exons. The record is from RefSeq and is a predicted model, not a curated record. NCBI's taxonomy places the organism in Eukaryota, Metazoa, Chordata, Actinopteri, Syngnathiformes, Callionymidae.